CAGUGCAGUGAGCUGGCAGCGGCGGAGGCCGGUGAUCGCUGGGACAGCCGAGCCGGACAAGGCACUCACACACACUCACUGACUGACUGACUGACUCGGAGCGCUCUGCCAGUGAAUGAGAGACGGUGGCUGCUGGGGGCCAAACUAGCAUGGAGUGCCCUGUGGACGCGCAGAGUCUAAUCAGCCUGUCCCUGAGGAAGAUCCACAGCUCCCGCACCCAGCGCGGGGGGAUCAAGCUGCACAAGAACCUGCUGGUGUCCUACGUGCUGCGCAACGCCCGGCAGCUCUACCUGAGCGAGCGCUACGCCGAGCUGUACCCGCGGCCGCCCUGCCCGCAGCCCAUGGAGUGCGGCGGGGACCCGGCCAUGGAGGAGAUCCCCGAGCUCAGCCCGCUGCAGAUUCCCGAGGAGGGCGAGGACGACAUGUACCAGCUGCCCCGCAUCCAGACCGGCGCCGAGCUGCUGGAGCCCGCCUGCCCGGCCGAGGAGCCCCUGGAGCUGCCCCCCUGCGCCCUCACCCCAUACCCGCGGAGCAGCUGCUGCUCGGAGGAGCCGGGCGCCGGCAGCACGCACUGCCAGCAGACUACUGUGCUGGACCUGGACACGCACGUUGUGACCACCGUGGAGAACGGCUACCUUCACCAGGACUGCUGCGCUUCCCAGUGUCUCUGCCAGCUGGCACAGUGCCCAGCGCUGCCCCCACAGGUGCCCACGGCGGCCCCAAAACGCAGGUACUCCCAGGCUGGCUGCUACACCUACACACCCGGCCAGGGGGACGACGAGGACUUGGAAGCCCAGUUUGCCCCCUGUAAGAGGGGGAGGUAUGAGGACUUCUUCUACCACCCCCAGGUGGGACCCCCAGAGCACAGUGACUCCUCCAACAUCUCCAACCUGAUCUCCAUCUUCGGCUCCGGCUUCUCGGGGCUGAUGAGCAGGCAGGCAGAGGCUGAGCAGACCUUGAAUGGACACUUGUGUGGGAAGCAAGCCCUGUCCAGCCUGGGAGCCUGGACCAUGGAAAUAGUGGCUUUCUAGCAUCUGCUGGAGA
Messenger RNA from Pelobates fuscus (common spadefoot toad), 1044 nucleotides. RefSeq names its product immediate early response 5 like (gene IER5L). The coding region runs from base 150 to 1031 and encodes 293 amino acids. The record is from RefSeq and is a predicted model, not a curated record. The transcript has a single exon. Lineage: Eukaryota; Metazoa; Chordata; Amphibia; Anura; Pelobatidae.